Helobdella robusta is the source of this 219-nucleotide messenger RNA. RefSeq lists its product as hypothetical. NCBI's taxonomy places the organism in Eukaryota, Metazoa, Annelida, Clitellata, Rhynchobdellida, Glossiphoniidae. Gene Ontology annotation, biological process: sodium ion transmembrane transport. The record is from RefSeq and is a predicted model, not a curated record. Gene Ontology annotation, cellular component: membrane. The annotation marks the transcript as partial. The transcript has a single exon.
GGUUUGGAAAAUUUUGGCACAAUAAUCUGGCAGUUGGCACUUUGUUUUCUUCUAGCCUGGACCUUGGUCUUUCUCGUGCUCAUCAAAAGAAUCACAUCGCUGGACAAAGUUGUUUACGUGACAUCCAUCUUUCUACACCUCCUACUCGUUCUGAUGCUGGUCCGUGGUGUAACCUUACCUAAGGCCUCUAUUGAAAUUAAGCUCUACAGGCUUCUACCU